Molecule: messenger RNA, 497 nt
Organism: Panicum virgatum (switchgrass)
Lineage: Eukaryota; Viridiplantae; Streptophyta; Magnoliopsida; Poales; Poaceae
Product: histone H1-like
Exons: 2
Coding region: 25-279 (84 amino acids)
Source: RefSeq, a predicted model, not a curated record
CGUCCCCUGCGCCCCCAGUCCAUCAUGUCCAGGGCAUCAAGUUCGAGCUCCCUUCAAGCAGCGGCGUUACAGCAGAGCGGUAGCACCAGAGCGAUGGCAUCCACGAAGGCUGCGAAGGUCGCCGGAGCAGCAGCGCAGGCCAAGGAGCCGGCGCCCAAGCUCAGCGAGACGGUGACGAAGCCGUCGGCCGCCAAGAGCGGCGUCAAGAAGGCCGAGCAGAAGCCCCGGGAGCCAAAGAAGAAGGUGAAGAGCAGCAAGCCGGCGGCGGCCAAAAAGUGACAAUGGAAGCUAGAAAUGGAGCUUGCGCGAGGGGGCCUCCAUCGUGCUAUGAUAUCAAUUAUUACAAACCCAGUCUUUGCCUUCUUGUGUCUAAUGAUGUCAUCAACUUGUGUCCUUAGUUGGACGGGGUCUUGAUGGCGUGUGCACCCUACCCUGAUCAAUACUACUACAAAUAAAACUAUUGUAACUAUGGCAUCGUAGUGUUCAUCUUUUCAUCA